AUGUCUAACGAAGUAGAAACGAGCACAACUAAUGGUCAGCCUGACCAACAGGCUGCACCAAAAGCACCGUCGAAGAAGGAAAAAAAGAAAGGCUCUGAAAAGACAGAUGAGUACCUUUUGGCCAGAUUCAAAGGUGAUGGUGUAAAAUAUAAGGCCAAGCUGAUUGGCAUUGAUGAUGUGCCCGAUGCAAGAGGGGAUAAAAUGAGCCAAGAUUCUAUGAUGAAACUAAAGGGAAUGGCGGCAGCUGGUCGGUCUCAGGGACAGCACAAACAAAGGAUCUGGGUCAACAUUUCCCUUUCUGGGAUAAAAAUAAUCGAUGAGAAAACUGGGGUAAUAGAGCAUGAACACCCAGUAAAUAAAAUUUCUUUCAUUGCCCGUGAUGUGACAGACAACCGGGCAUUUGGUUAUGUGUGUGGAGGAGAAGGCCAGCAUCAGUUUUUUGCCAUAAAAACAGGACAACAGGCUGAGCCAUUAGUUGUUGAUCUUAAAGACCUCUUUCAAGUUAUCUAUAACGUAAAGAAAAAGGAAGAAGAAAAGAAAAAGAUGGAAGAAGCCAACAAGGCAGUAGAGAACGGGAGUGAGACCCUACUGACCCUUGAUGACCAAGCUAACAAACUAAAAUUGGGUGUUGACCAGAUGGAUUUGUUUGGGGACAUGUCUACACCUCCCGACCUAAAUAGUCCAACAGAAAGCAAAGAUAUCCUGUUAGUGGAUCUAAACUCUGAAAUCGACACCAAUCAGAAUUCUUUAAGAGAAAAUCCAUUCUUAACAAAUGGCAUUACCUCCUGCUCUCUUCCUCGACCAAAGCCUCAGGCAGCUUUCUUGCCUGAAAAUGCCUUUUCUGCCAAUCUCAACUUCUUUCCCACCCCUAAUCCUGAUCCUUUCCGUGACGAUCCUUUUGCACAGCCAGACCAAUCGACACCCUCUUCGUUCGAUUCUCUCAAAUCUUCAGAUCAGAAGAAAGAGAAUUUGAGUAGUUUGUCUCCUCCACUGAGUAACGGGCCCCUGAAUGGGGAUGUUGAUUACUUUGGUCAGCAGUUUGACCAAAUCUCUAACCGGACUGGCAAACAGGAAGCUCAGGCAGGCCCGUGGCCCUUUUCAAGUACGCAAACACAGCCAGCAGUGAGAACUCAAAAUGGGGUAUCUGAAAGAGAACAGAACGGCUUCCAUGUCAAAUCCUCCCCGAACCCUUUUGUGGGAAGCCCUCCCAAAGGACUGUCCGUACCGAAUGGCGUAAAGCAGGACUUGGAAAGCUCUGUCCAGUCCUCACCACAUGACUCCAUAGCCAUUAUCCCACCUCCACAAAGUACCAAACCAGGACGAGGCAGAAGGACUGCUAAGUCUCCAGCAAAAGACUUGCUUGCAUCAGACAUCUUUACCCCUCCUGUCUCCGAACCUCCCAGCCAGACAUCACCUGCAGGACAAUCUGCGACCCUACAGACCAACCCUCUGGAUCUCUUCAAAACAAAUGCUUCUACCCCAGUGGGACCCCUUGCAGGUCUAGGUGGUAUACCAGUUAGCCCCCCUCAGGCAGGACCAUGGAACCCAUCAUCUUUAGUCUUCAAUCAGUCCGCGUCAGUGGUCCCGGGAGCCAUGAUGAGUGGUCAGCCUUCAGGAUUCAGUCAGCCAGUUGUUUUUACCACAAGCCCAGGUGUUCCAAGUUGGAAGCAGCCGUCAUCCUUUGCAGCUUCAACUUCCCCUCCAGGCCCUGUUGUUUGGGGCCCGUCAGCCUCUGUGGCACCCAAUACUUGGUCAGGCUGCCAAGAACUAUUGAAAUUCAGUGGGUUGUGGUACCUGGAAGGCUGUAAAACAGAGCCUCAGCCAUACUACACGGCCUUAAAACCACCAAAGCCGGUUCCCAGACAGGGUUCCCUGCCAGUUACCAAAUCUGCUGACAAUGCAUUUGAGAACCCUUUCUCUAAAGAUUCUUUCAGUUCAUCACAAGCCUCUAUGGCUUCUCAACCCACAUCUCCUGAUGUAUAUAGGGAUCCUUUUGGAAAUCCUUUUGCCUAA
Messenger RNA from Puma concolor (puma), 2013 nucleotides. The record is from RefSeq and is a predicted model, not a curated record. Lineage: Eukaryota; Metazoa; Chordata; Mammalia; Carnivora; Felidae.